Molecule: messenger RNA, 891 nt
Organism: Owenia fusiformis
Lineage: Eukaryota; Metazoa; Annelida; Polychaeta; Sabellida; Oweniidae
Source: the annotation of a GenBank genome assembly
UUAAACAUUGAUAUCAGCUCGCUUCUAAACUUACGGGUGCACACCGAAUAAAGAACAACAUUUACGGCACAGUUAGCGUAAGCGGCUACAACAGCAUAUAUCGCCAAUACAAGGAGCUGGACUUCCGCUUCGAUAUUUCCUUCGCUCUGGAGUCGGAACAAUUCUGGAUAAACGAAUUGAUAAACUGCCGUUGGGGUUACUGCUGCGACGAGGAAUACGCUGAUGGCGAACAUAACGGCCGUCAUUGAAGUCAUCUUGGUUUGAUUGCCGCCUUGGAUCAUAUGCAUGCGUUUGUACCUCGCCACCAGCAGCAUAGCGAUGAUGAAGAUAUUGCAGCCCGUGACGCCAAUGACAGGAAUCAGUACGAACACGCAGAAAUCAAUCCAGGGGAAAACAAUUAUAGCAAAGUGAUGAUGGUCGUUCUGAACGCUGACAUCACAGGACAACAGUUCUGUAUUGUUGGACCCCUGUGUAGAUUCAUACGUGAUGAAGAAGUGAAAGUUAAUGACAGCAAGAAAGCAACCGAAGAUGAUAGCUACACAGUAUAUCCUCAGCCGAGUGAAAUAGAAUCGCACUUUGUGGGGGACACCAACUGCAACUGCUCGUUCUAUCGCCACUAACAUCACCAACCAAGCGGAAAAAUCUGUGAAAAGAUAAUUGAAGAAUCGAUAUGUUUUACAAUACACACUGGAGCUGCUGGUGAAAUCUUUCCCUGUGAUGAACAUAAGGACAUAUCUAGUCGGGCCAAUCACAAGACAAAGUAUGUCCGAAAUACUUAGCAAUAAAAGAAUCUGGCUAGUUGGAGAAUCUCGAUAACGUCGACGUCUCAGAACAACGAUGUUGAGUAUAUUUCCUAAAAUCCCAAACACCAUAAAAACUGGUAAAGAAAUA